CCAGAUUGGGCCCUGGUUAAUGCAUGUGGGGUGAGGGUCGCGGCGCGCAGUUUGUGCAGUCUGGGGUGCUGGCCCGUGUGCUCGCCCUGGAUGCAUGAUCUACUGAGUAACGUUCUGGCCGAGGGGGAGCGGGGCAGGGCUUUGGAAGACCGACUGGGUGGGGUGAUUAGGGUGCUGACUUCUUACUUGAGAUUACUAGGGAAGAGGAAGAGAGGUUCGACUACGGAGAAUAGAAACUGAGCAAAGAGGUAGCGGAUAGAAUAACCCCACUCUUACCUCUCCAGCACGUACACGAGGUUAGCACUUCACCUCUUGGUAGAUCUGUAGCUGGUGUAGAUGUAGAUGGUGGAAGGAGUGAAUAAGGGGCCUAACCUAGCUAGCUUUCUCUUUGUUUUUACUGCAAAUGUUCCAGCAACAGGUGUUCUCUUAAAACAAAAAAGCAUGAACUUGGAUUGAGGCUUGCAUAAUGUAACUUCUGGUUGACUUGGAAGGAAGAUGCUGAAUGUGGCCCCUUCCUGGGGGGUUUGGGUUCUACCCUUAGGGUUGGAUUCUUGCAAACUGAUAAUGUCCAUCAUUGUCUCUGCUCUAGGUCUCUGGCCACCUCUAUGGUAUUAGCUCUUAUCAGACAUUUUAGCAAUCUCCGAGCUAAAGGGCAAAAAACCACGAAUCCCAUUGGCUAAAGACUAUACACUAUUUGAACUAUAGUAGGUUGUGAUUGGCUGAGUGGUUUUUGAUUGUAGAGUUUCUACCAGAAAUUGGCUUCAUCAAAUUCUGCUUUAUUCUGACUUUAUCAUACAUGGCAUGCCUUGUUUUAGUGGGUUCGUGCCUGGAGCUUAAGUAUAUUAUACCUGAAUCCCCUACCAUUUAAAAGCCAAUUUAUAAACAGGGACUUGGAGUGUGACUCCACUAAUGUGUGUGUCUGUGAUCUUGGUUAGAAACCCACUUGGCUGCCUUUCCUCAGAGAGUUGGGGUGUGGGGGAAGGGAGCUGCCGGGAAGUGAUUGAUAAGGUUUCCUUUAUGGAUUCUGUGGUGCUUCACUGGAGCUCAGAGCACUUUGGCAACUUAAGCACUCCAAAUUAAAAGCUCAUUAACAAUUCCUGCCCAAGGAUCCUGUAAAUAAUCGGCUAGCUAGGUCCUAGAGCUUGGCUGAGAGCUCUCCUUCCAACUUGAAAUUUCCAAAUAAAAGUGCCUUUAUUCCCCUUCAUUUUGAAAAGUGUUUUCUUUGUGGUGGGGUAAGUCGGUGAGUGGUCUUUCCCAGGGGAUCUGAGUAGCAUAAAAUCUUAAAUGCAUAGAGUGUUAGACUAGAGGAAUACAGGAAUAGAUUGGUUCCAAACCCAAGUGUUUCUUUGUGCAAAGGGCAUUGCUAGCUUACAAGAGCACCUCUGCAGCCUCUAGUCUUUUGGAAAAUCUGAAUUAGGUGAUAAAUAUGAUAGGUGUCCAGUAAUGGUUUGACUUAUGGUUUGGUUACACUUUGACUUUCUUAGGACUUGAGGUGGACCUGGAAGUAUAUUGCAAGUGUUUAAAGGUCUCUUUGGCCUUUUGCAGUAUGGCCUGUGGGUUUGUGGAAACCAGCCCCGCCCCCAAUCCUGUCCGUAGUUCCUGAGUUCUGAACAUUGUCAGCCUUACCAGUGUCCUCUUCUUGAUUAGGCUAGGAUUCUGGUGUUAUCCUGAGAAACACCACUUUCUUGGUCCAAGCUCAGAUAUUACAAAUGUUUAGUGUUUCUAGGAGUUAACCUCCUUAGGAAGAAAGGUACGCUACUAGAAAACAUGAAAUUCAUCCUUCCAAAAAAUAUAUUGUACUAGUAGCUUCUGAAAGCUCUAUUCAGGAUUAUUCUUCCACAUAAAUGACUGUUAUCCCAAAGUAGUGUGAGUUUAGGGGUUUGAGGUUUGGUAUGGUCCUUAAAUUGUUUCAAAUAGCAGCAGUCCCCAGGGGAUUUGAUCCUUUAUACUGAAAUAGACUUGUUGCAGAGAUGUGUAUUUAUCCACAGCAUUGGGGCUUUCCAGCUCUCACAGAACCUUCAGCAUCCCCAGCUGGCAGUCUUGGCAUCUUCGAAGUCAGGAGAGGAAAUCAUCGAGUUCCCCAUCCUGAAGCUAAAUGGCCGGACCAUGGAGAUUGAGUCUACCUUUCACAUGUAUGUCCAGCCCGUAGUCCAUCCACAGCUUACUCCCUUCUGUACAGAGCUCACCGGGAUUAUUCAAGCCAUGGUGGAUGGUCAGCCAAGCCUGCAGCAAGUGCUGGAGAGGGUCGAUGAGUGGAUGGCGAAAGAAGGCCUCUUAGAUCCAAACGUCAAGUCAAUUUUUGUCACCUGUGGCGACUGGGACUUGAAAGUCAUGCUCCCAGGCCAGUGCCAGUACUUGGGCUUGCCGGUGGCAGAUUACUUCAAGCAGUGGAUUAAUCUGAAAAAGGCUUACAGCUUCGCCAUGGGCUGCUGGCCCAAGAAUGGACUUCUAGACAUGAACAAGGGCCUCAGCCUGCAGCACAUAGGCCGGCCCCACAGCGGCAUUGAUGACUGCAAGAACAUUGCCAACAUCAUGAAGACACUUGCAUAUCAAGGCUUCAUCUUCAAGCAGACAUCAAAGCCAUUCUGAUUGGCCGAGGACGGGAUGGGGCAGGACAGGGUAGCUGCUUGGCCCAGCCCAGAACCCUCCUUUCCCUCACCAGAGGGGAAAAGGGAGAGUGGCACAGCUCUACAUCCAGAGUGUCCCCCAGCCUGCCCUGUGGGCUUGUGCCCUGGGUAAGGGCUUGGCCACUCGGCCCCUCUGGAGCAGACACUUUGUGCCCCCCCCCCCCGCCCCCCCCAACCCCUCAACCUCAGCCCAGCAUUAGCCCCUCCCAUUGUGGGCCUGGGCUAGGGGAACCAGGCACUCACCGCCUCUUCCCUGGUACACAGGCUUCUGCUGGGGCCACCAAGCCCCCCUGUGCCCCCUCCCAUCUGUAGUGCAUGGUGUGUGGUGCCCCCAGGGCUCCAGGACAGAUCAGGCCCCACCUUGUGUCUACCCCCAUCCCCGCUGUGAACGUGCCACUGAAUAAAGUCGGGGAAACGAG
Messenger RNA from Nyctereutes procyonoides (raccoon dog), 3046 nucleotides. RefSeq names its product ERI1 exoribonuclease family member 3 (gene ERI3). Bases 2107 to 2589 code for a protein of 160 amino acids. The record is from RefSeq and is a predicted model, not a curated record. Gene Ontology annotation, molecular function: nucleic acid binding; 3'-5'-RNA exonuclease activity. Lineage: Eukaryota; Metazoa; Chordata; Mammalia; Carnivora; Canidae. Gene Ontology annotation, biological process: exonucleolytic trimming to generate mature 3'-end of 5.8S rRNA from tricistronic rRNA transcript (SSU-rRNA, 5.8S rRNA, LSU-rRNA). The transcript has 7 exons.